Xiphophorus couchianus (Monterrey platyfish) is the source of this 3306-nucleotide messenger RNA. RefSeq names its product adhesion G protein-coupled receptor G3 (gene adgrg3). Gene Ontology annotation, cellular component: plasma membrane. The coding region runs from base 88 to 1641 and encodes 517 amino acids. Gene Ontology annotation, molecular function: G protein-coupled receptor activity. The record is from RefSeq and is a predicted model, not a curated record. The transcript is spliced from 12 exons. Gene Ontology annotation, biological process: adenylate cyclase-activating G protein-coupled receptor signaling pathway; cell surface receptor signaling pathway. NCBI's taxonomy places the organism in Eukaryota, Metazoa, Chordata, Actinopteri, Cyprinodontiformes, Poeciliidae.
CUCUGUUUGCUGCAACAAGCAACCAUCAACCACCACAGCAACACGGCGCCUCGGUCUGUGAUCAAUAUCUGUUUGAGAAAGUCCAACAUGAAGUGGAUUACUCUUUAUCUCCUAACACUUUGCUUCCCUACAACCACAGCAGGCUGUAAUCCUCUGGAUGUUAUUAAAAAGUGCCAAGACGAAGAACCUGAAAGGUGGACCAGGUGCUAUGACGAUAAUAUUACGGAGUGCAGACCACUGCAUCGAGCCUCUGGGUUUGUAAAUGUCGACCUGAACCCAUCAGUCCAGGCUGAGUUAGGCCCCACAUCCAAUCACGAAGUCCGAAUCCCAUCGUCAGCUCUUCAGAGAAUCAGAAGAACGCUGUCGGAGGAAACCGUCCAGGUGGUUGCCUCGGUGAUCAACAGCACAUUAUUUCAGCGAACUCCUCGGAGCAGAGGAAGAAGCAUAAUUCCCCAGCCGACUGUCAGAGUAGAGGGAACUGUUUUAAGAGGGCAGGUCCUGUUUGUGAAAGCUGGAAGCCAGCCAGUCAGCAAUCUUAUUGAGCCCAUCCAGUUAAUCUUCAAACACAAUGAGAAGGAGAACAGUGGAACAUGUGUGUUUUGGAAGGAGGAUGAAACAGAGUGGAGUAGUGAAGGCUGUUCUACCACUAAAACCGAAGAUGAAUUUAUCUGCAGCUGCAACCAUCUGAGCUUUUUUGCUGUGCUUGUGAAUCCAGAUUUGAAGGUGGAUGAGGAUCAUGUUAAGGCUCUCAGCUACAUCACCUACGUUGGAUCGGCGCUCUCUGCCUUCUUUGCUUUCAUCAGCCUGUUCAUCUAUGUUGGUCUGCAUCGACGACGUUCGGAAAAGGCCCUCAGCAUCCACAUGCAGCUAACAACGGCGUUGUUGUGCCUCCACCUCGGCUUCCUGAGUGGCAGUUUCUGGUCUUUUCUGCCAGAUGAGAACAAGUACAGCUGGGUUUGUGGAGGUCUGGGCCUCUUCCUGCACUGGUCUCUGCUGGCCACCUUCACCUGGGUGGCUGUGGAAGGAUUCCACCUUUACCUUCUCCUCAUCCGAGUCUUUAACAUCUACGUCAGAAGAUACCUGCUCAAACUCUGCCUGGUGGGAUGGGGUUUUCCUACCCUUGUUGUGGCAAUUUGUGGGCCUUUACGUGUCUAUGGCAGAAACACUCUGAAAUGGAGGGAUUCCAACAACCAAACAUCAGAAAUAUGCUGGAUGAAUAGUGACAUCCCACAGACAAAGUUGGUCACGUACAUCACUGUGGCUUUUCUUUGCCUGGUGGUUCUGUAUAAUACCUGCAUGCUGUUGCUGGUGGUGUUUAAAAUGCGGGAGUUACGACGUGGCAGAGGAGACCGCGAGUCCAGCGACUGGAAGAAGAUGAGCAAGGAGAAAGAGUCCAGGUUAUGGAAGGACGGCGUCACAGUUCUCGGCCUCAGCUGUGUACUGGGGUUACCAUGGGGACUAGCCAUCCUCACCUAUGUUAACUUACCUGGAAUCUACUUGUUCACCAUCUUUAACUCUCUGCAAGGUCUAUUUAUCUUCCUGUGGUCAGUGGCUUUAUCAUGCAAGUCUCGAUCAGAAAACAACUCUUCAGUCCGAGAUCCUUCCACCCAGAAAAUGAUGACAACCAGCUUCAAUAACUGAAUCACUGAUUUUUGCUGUAUGAACAAACAGUGCCUAUAUUAGGUGUUGACUGACUAGUGGAUUCCUUUUAUAUGCAUUAUAAUAUUGCAUACAAUGACUCUUUUUGCUAAUGUUAGACUUUUCUAUAAGAUUUCUUUAAAAAGACAGUGCUCCAGAAAUAUGAUGUUCUUUGCAUGUAUUUAUUGUUCAGUUUUUAUGUUUAUUAAAUAUAUCAGGAAAACCUGAUAUUCACCUGAUUGGAUGGACAUCUUUGUCCAUCCAAAGUUUUUCAGUUUAACUAAUAGAUGGUUUUACCCAACCAAACUGUUGGACAGCUGGGGUUUGGCUUCUGGGUGGGUGUUUGUUCAGUUCCUACAGCCAUCCACCAGAGGGAGCCAGGAGGUCGCUGCUUCACGGAGAACCUGCUGAGCUAAUUACAUGCACCUGCAAAUUCUCUGCUGAAUCAGCCAGAGCUGAAAAGGAGCCAAAUUGCCAGUCCUCUGAUGCCUGAGUCUUAGCUUUACAUCUGGGCCUCUCAGUGUUUGGUCUUUUUAUGUUCCCUGAGCUUUUUGGAUUUUUUUGUGACUUAAUCUAUGAUCUCCUAUAAAGGCGUUCUAUGCAGCGCUCUGGAUUCUAGUGAUGGUGAGAUGAAGCUUCCUGAAGCCCUGAGGCAUUCCAUCCAAUUGUUGGACUCAUGAUCGGGUGCAUCACGGUGCUUCAUUUGAUCUGCUGCGACAUCAAGUGGACAAUAUAUGUAAAAUAGGCAAAGUGAAAACAACUUGAAGCCUUACAAUAAUAAGUAAAUGAUGUUUAUUUUUCUGAUACAUAAAUUCUGAUUAUAGUCUUAAUCUGUUCAGAUGAAAGAAAACUGGAAACAAAUGGGGGAGAUAGUUGUGAUUGACUUGUUACUCUUACCAAACUAUGUCACUAGGGACAAAUUUACAUUAUUUACUUAAAAAUAAAAAAUUCAACUUUGCUUGGAUUUAUGUGAUUUCUCUGUUAUGAGAUGAUUCUGUCUGCUACAGAAAAUACUCAUGCUGACAGAGCAAGGAUGAAGCAAGAAACACAUGGCUGGCUUAUAGAAGUUGGGCUAAAACAGGGGUGCCCAAAGUGGGUCCUGCAGGGCCGGCAUCCUGCAUGUUUUAGUCUCUCCCUGAUUUAACGCACCUGGAUCAAAUGAUGGCUCAUUAGAAGGCCUAAGAAGAACGCUGACUUCCUGAAAAGGUUGUUACUACCAGCAGGGAGAGAAUUAAAACGUGCAGGAUGCCGGCCCUCAAGUACCAACUUUUUGCACCCCUCGGCUAAAACAUUUAGUGACUUUCCAAAUAUUCCAGUGACUGUUUUCUGUCUCACCUUGGCAUCCAAAAAUGACUUGGCUGAACUUGGCCGACCUGGUUAGUGCCUUUCUGUAGAGCUCAAUAAUGCAUCAGCACAGGUGAGGAUUUAUAUCAUUAAAGUUCAUUUGGACACGAUACUUAUACUUUUAAAAAAUGUGAAAUUAGAACACAGGAUUUUUUAACCAACACAGUGGAUCCUGGUGAUGGUUUAAUAUUGCUGUGGGAAACUAUUUGCUGUGUGAAACAAAAUGUUGCCAGACAAGGGAAAAUUCCAAUAAUUCCAGUAAUAUUUUGUGACGCAUCUUUUUUCCAUCAGAAAAAUUGCACAAUCAAUAAAAUCUUAAAACAA